AGGUCUGCGUUGCAAUGGCGGAGUUGACUCUGGGCGCGGCCAAGACAUCUGAUUCAGUCAUUGGCAAACGAUUAUUCCAGAAAUCCCAGAAUACAUCCCGUAUUCUGCUACGCUGUUCCUAUCCACCAUCUCAUAUCAUCCGGAAGCAAAAAGGAACGGGGAAAGAAGCAAGCAAAGCAACCGAGUGGCGAGACAAAAGUGGGGAUGUGUGGGGAGACAAGGGCCUUGACAGGCCGGUGUGCCGUCCGAUAUUAACAGUUCUGGCAUUGUCUCCGAUACCUGAUACCGAUGAUUCUGGCUGAGAUCACCCAAGACUUUCCUGUCUGUUAUCUGUGCAUGUGCAAUACCCCCCGAUAUCCGGCUCGCGAGUUAAAAGCCCCGCUGCCUCCCUCCUGUCUUUUUUAAUUGCUGCCCUCUCAGUGCUACUUCAUACCUAGAACAUUCAGCGAUGGCUAAACAGGCUUCUUUUGAAGUCUCCGAGAUUCCUACCGACUACGCCGAAAACCCCUCCGGCGGGUUCUGGUCCAAUCUCCACCAACGAGUCGUUCUCGACCACCACGACAAAGAUCGGCAGAGCAACAAAGAUCUCGACCCCGUCCCCGCGGAAGGCAGGACCUGGUCUGGCUUGGACUACGUGACCUACUGGAUUUCCGACAACUUUUCCCCCUCAGGCUGGCGUAAGGCCUCGUCGUUGAUGGCAAUCGGCAUGUCCUGGCGCACAGCGCUGGUCAACGUCGCCAUUUCAGAGGUGAUCAUCGGCGUGGUCGUCACGAUCAACGGAUACGUUGGCGCAAAGUACCGGAUCCCGUUCUCGAUCCAGGCGCGCGCGUCGUUCGGGUACUACUUUGCGUACUUGAUGAUUCUCAUGCGAUGUAUCGUCGGCAUCUUUUGGUACGGAAUCAGCACCUAUACCGGUGCAGAAUGUGUCCGGUCGAUGAUUUACGCGAUCUGGCCCUCGUUCCACAACGUAAAGAACCAGCUUCCGGAGAGCGCAAACAUCGAUACGCAAUUCAUGAUUUCCUACUUUAUCUACUACAUCACCGUCCUGCCGCUGCACUUGGUGCCAAUCUCGAAAAUCCGCUGGCUGUUCACCAUCAAGGCCGUCACGACGCCAAUCAUCGGCUUCGGCAUGAUGGGCUGGACCAUCAAGAACGCCGGGGUCGGCAACAACUCGCUCUGGACGCAGGGAAACACCGUCCACGGAAGCGCGCUCAGCUGGGCGUUCAUGCAGGGCCUCUACUCCAACAUUGGCGGCUGGGCGACCUUGGCCAUCAACUCGCCCGACUUUACACGCUACUCAAAGAAAGUCAGCAACACGUACUGGAUGGCGAUCGCGCUGCCGUUCACUGCGACCUUGAUUUGCUUCUUUGGCGUCGUCGGCGCGGGCGGGUCGAAAGUCCUCUACGGCGAGAUUCUCUGGGACCCUCUUCUUUUUGUCGACAGGUGGACUUCCAAAGGUGGUCGUGCUGCCGCCUUCUUCUGCGCGCUCGGCUUCUACCUCGCGCAGGCGGCCGCGAACGUUUCUGCGAACUCGAUCUCGGCCGCGAAUGACCUCAACUGCAUGUUUCCUCGGUACAUCAACAUCCGCCGCGGCCAGAUUCUCGUCUCGUUGCUCGGCGGAUGGGCGCUGACGCCCUGGAACAUUAUGACCUCCGCCGCUAGUUUCCUGUCGUUCAUGUCGGGCUACACGAUCUGGCUUGCGCCCAUCUGCGGAAUUUUGAUCUCGGACUUUUACUUUGUGCACAAGCGCAGGUACGACGUCUGGGAACUGUACAAUCCCCACGGCAUCUACCGCUACAACAAAUACGGCACCAACUGGCGCUCCUUCGUCGCCUUCUUCAUCGGCUGGGUUCCCCUUCUCCCGGGCUUUCUUCCCAAAGUGAACGCAAAGAUCUCGAUGAUCCAACCGAUGAUCAACUUCUACUACUGUGGAUACUUCUACGGCCUGCUUGCGCCGAUGCUGAGUUAUUACCUGCUGUGCCUCGUUGUGCCUGCGAAGGAGACGAUGAUUGAGCAUGCGGUGUAUUGCGAUGAUUUGCUGAUUGCGAGAGAUGUCGAGGAGAUUGCGUCUGAGGGCGUCGAUUCGGACUCGUACGGCGAUCAGGAGAAGAAGACUCUGUAGCUGUUUAGUAUUUUGUUGCCUUCCUUUUAUCAUUCUGCCCUUAUUUGAUUAUCAUGUUUCUUGAGGUUGUAGCAAAUCGUAUCUUGAAUUACCUCUUAUGGUACCCGUACCCUGCGCAAGAUGUUCAAAUAGUAAACCAUUAGUUUUAAAUUCGGAAUCUCCAGUCUCGAGUAAAAACUCGUCGGCAAGUAUUGCUCAUAAAAUAGAUCUAUAACCAAGUCCAGAAGUGGACCGGGUGUCGUACAUCGGCUUUUCUAUCAGCUUAGUCAUAAUGCGCAUAAGCACGAACUGCAAACCUUAAAAAAAAUCUCCCUCGAAAACUCCCAUCCCAACGCGCUUUGUACAUUUUUUCUAACACAUUUCCACCAGUCAGUCGUCGAAGUUGACCCCCCGGCAGAAUCCUCUGCACUUUC
Molecule: messenger RNA, 2535 nt
Organism: Myxozyma melibiosi
Lineage: Eukaryota; Fungi; Ascomycota; Lipomycetes; Lipomycetales; Lipomycetaceae
Product: permease for cytosine/purines, uracil, thiamine, allantoin-domain-containing protein
Exons: 2
Coding region: 449-2122 (557 amino acids)
Biological process (GO): transmembrane transport; nucleobase transport
Cellular component (GO): plasma membrane
Molecular function (GO): nucleobase transmembrane transporter activity
Source: RefSeq, a predicted model, not a curated record